UUCUUAUUCUAUGGUUUUUUAUUUUAUUUGUUGUUAUAUUUAUCCCUUGUGAUUGUGGUACUGCUCGUCGAUGAAAGCAAAUUGUAGUCUACUGAAUAAACCAUACCUUUGCUCACUUUUCUGCUUCUUUUCUUCUUUUUGUAAUGGAACUUUAUUUGUGUUGACAGGGGUAGUUGCUUGUUUAUCUUGGCUGUUGUCAUAAUUUUUUUAAGCUAUUGAUAAUUUAAAUGCUGAGCCAUAAAUUUGUUAUGCGCACUACUUUUAUAAAGUUUAUACUAAGUUGAAGGGAUAAGUUAGCUUGGGCAUCUUGAAAGGAAGGGCACUUGGACUGUUCUUUACAGAUAUACUUGGCUGGAAAUGUUGGCUAGUUGAACAUUAUUCUUUCCUCACAAGCUUCCUUUUUACUCAUCCAUAGAUCAUAUGGAAAUAAUAUGUGAUUAGAACAAUGGACAACUAUGAGAAUGAGCAUCAUGUACAAACUGGCCGGGGUUCUGUGUCUGUAAUAGUCUGUGGAGACCAAGAUAAGCCGCCACUUAUUACUUAUCCUGAUUUGGCUCUAAAUCAUAUGUCAUGUUUUCAAGGAUUAUUCUUUUUCCCAGAAGCAGCUUCGUUGCUACUUCAUAACUUUUGCAUCUACCAUAUCAGCCCUCCUGGACAUGAGUUAGGAGCUGGUGAGAUUUGUGAGGAUGAUCCUUCACCCUCUGCCGAUGAUUUAGCAGAUCAAAUCCUUGAGGUUCUCAACUUUUUUGGACUCGGUGCAGUUAUGUGCAUGGGGGUGACAGCUGGCGCUUACAUUCUUAGUCUUUUUGCUUUGAAGUAUAGAGAGCGAGUUCUUGGUUUAAUUCUUAUAUCCCCCUUAUGCAAGUCGCCCUCUUGGUCCGAGUGGUUCUAUAAUAAGGUAAUGUCGAACUUGUUGUACUUCUAUGGCAUGUGCGGUUUGUUGAAAGAGUGCUUGCUUCAGCGGUAUUUCAGCAAGGAGGUCCGUGGUAGUGCCGAAGUUGCAGAGUCUGAUAUAGUUCAAGCAUGUAGAAAAUUACUAGAUGAGAGACAGAGCAACAAUGUUUUGAGGUUCCUCCAAGCAAUUAAUAGAAGACCAGACAUUACCGAAGGGUUAAAAAGGCUCCGGUGUCGUACUCUCAUUUUCGUCGGGGAUAGCUCGCCUUUCCAUUCUGAAGCACUCCAUAUGAUAUCAAAAUUGGAUAGAAGAUAUAGUGCCUUGGUUGAGGUCCAAGCUUGUGGAUCGAUGGUAACCGAAGAGCAGCCACACGCAAUGUUGAUACCGAUGGAGUACUUCUUCAUGGGGUACGGAUUAUAUAGGCCAUGCCAGUUCAGUGAUAGUCCACGGAGUCCACUAAGUCCAUCUUGUAUCUCUCCAGAGCUUCUUUCUCCAGAAAGCAUGGGAUUAAAGCUAAAACCAAUAAAAACGCGCAUUUCUUAAACGUCGUAAGGACAUGUAGAAUUGGAAAAGAAGAGAGGAGGCUAUGGUUUGCUUGUGAUUCAAAACUGUCUGUAAGUUUUUUCUUUUCCAGAUUUUUGAUUUGUUGAAAGGGGCGUUUGUGUUGUAGAUAGGGAGAGAGAAAAAAAAAGGGUAUUCACAAUGAUGGGUAAAUAACUAUAGGGAGAUACACAUUCAUUCUUUUGUAGUCAUCAGACAUAAAACAGAUCAUAUUCUUGAACUCUGUGGAUUCGUAUAUUCUUCAAUCUGACCAAAUAUAUUAAAUAUUUAUCCA
Molecule: messenger RNA, 1730 nt
Organism: Cucumis melo (muskmelon)
Lineage: Eukaryota; Viridiplantae; Streptophyta; Magnoliopsida; Cucurbitales; Cucurbitaceae
Product: protein NDL1
Exons: 11
Coding region: 446-1438 (330 amino acids)
Source: RefSeq, a predicted model, not a curated record